GGUAGUUGCAAGUUUAUUUUGUUUGAUUUCGGUCUUACACUUGGUGAAGACGUUGUUUUUGGUCCCGGUUGUGAGCGAGACAUUAAAAAAGGCACUGCAAUCCAUUUCGCGCAUCUCUGUUCCGCCGUGCCGUCGUCUCCUUUAGUUUCUGCCGCGACUCUCGUCUCCUCUCUCCACUGUGUGUGUGUGUGUGUGUGAUUCUCCCUCGAGGAACACUCAAGACAUGUUCUCCAAGACAAAAAUUCAAACUUUCUUCUGCUACUACCUCAACAACAAUCUCAACAUUCACGUUCACACAAGACUUAUAUCCAGUCUCAAAGUAGUAUGGCGCAAGGACCAAUCACUUGACCAAGCUAUAGAACAAGAUAAACGCUUCAAGCAAUGUGCCCGCGUCGUUAAAGAAGUUCUCAAUGAACCAGGUCAAGUCAUCCCUCUACGUUAUCUUGAGAAACGCCGCCAAAGGAUGCGUCUCAAGGUUAAAAUUGAUACCUUUUUGAAUCAAAAUCCUUUUUUAUUCGAUGUAUACUAUGAUCGUAUAAAACCCAAAACCGAACCUGUGAAAUUUCUCCGUGUCAGCGAUCAUCUCCUUCAGUUUCUGCAGGAAGAGAAACGGAUUUAUAAGGAGAAUGAGCCGUUAAUUGUUUCAAAGUUGUGUAAAUUGUUGAUGAUGUCAAAGGAUAAAAUUGUUAGUGCUGAUAAAUUGCUUCAUGUGAAGAGGGAAUUUGGUUUCCCUAAUGAUUUUUUAGUUGAUUUGGUGCCAAGGUAUCCGGAAUAUUUUAGGUUAACUGGUUUACCUGGGGAGGGAAAAUCUUUUCUUGAAUUGGUUAAUUGGAACCCUGAGUUUGCAAAAUCUGUUAUUGAGAGAAGGGCUGAAGAGGAAAGUAGGGCUACUGGGAUUAGGGUUAGGCCCAGUUUCAAUGUAAAGCUUCCUCCAGGUUUUGUGUUGAAGAAGGAGAUGAGGGAGUGGAUUAGGGAUUGGAUGGAACUUGAUUAUGUUUCGCCUUAUGAGGAUGUUUCUCAUUUGGAGCAAGCUUCUAGAGAGAUGGAGAAGAGGUCUGUUGGGGUGUUCCAUGAAUUGCUUUCUCUUUCGUUGUAUAAGAGGGUUCCGGUGCCGAUUCUUGGAAAGUUUUGCGAUGAAUAUAGGUUUUCAAAUGCAUUUUCAAGUGCUUUUACAAGGCAUUCGGGUAUAUUCUAUAUGUCGUUGAAAGGUGGGAUUGAAACUGCAAUGUUGAGAGAAGCAUAUGAUGGGGAUAAGUUGAUUGACAUUGAUCCACUGCUUCAGAUAAAAGAUAGAUUUGCUGAGCUGCUGAAGGAGGGUUGGCGGCUAAGAGCAGAACAAUUGAAGUUGAAACAAGAGAAAAUUAAGCAAGAUAUGGAACUUGUAGCCACAAGAGUUGCUGAAUAACAAUAUAAAAUCGGCUAUUAGAUAUGUGAAAAGUUUUCAAUCUGGAAAUUUCUCAGGAGAAAAAAGCUUGAUCAUUGUUUGAAUUUAAGGACAUGGUGCUCCAAAAUCCGAAUAAUCCGUUUGGUAUCAAACCAAUCAUGUAUUGAAGUUCAAGUAAGAUAUCGCAGAAUUUCUGUUGGUGGAAUCUAAUGCUGGAUUUCUUCUGAUAAUUCAAAGCGAAAGAAACGCGUACACAUUUGCAAAUGAGCUGCAUUGUUGGAUGAUGACCAGGCUCUCCAUCCAAAUGAGCAGUAAUAAUGUAUUUGCUUUUUGAAACACUGGAAACAAGUUGAUCAAAGGUGUAAAUAGCUUAAAUUUUUCUUGACACCAUGAAUGUUAAUUUAAGAAAACCGGUGUUCCUAUCUGAUCUAGCAUCUUACUGCUGUUUGAAUGUUCUAAAUAUCUACAUUUUUAUUUUUAUUAUAAUGAGCUGUUAUGUACUAUUAAUUGUAUUUUACAGUAGAAUAAAGUUAGAAAUCUUUUUGCAUGUCCUUUGGUCGAUCUUGUUGAAGUUAUUGGAAAGUUGAAGCACUCUGUACUUUGACAGACAGUGUGAAAGCUAUGUAGAUUCAACAUAAAAUUUUGUAUCAUAAAAACUUUGUUUUA
Molecule: messenger RNA, 2050 nt
Organism: Medicago truncatula (barrel medic)
Lineage: Eukaryota; Viridiplantae; Streptophyta; Magnoliopsida; Fabales; Fabaceae
Product: protein WHAT'S THIS FACTOR 1 homolog, chloroplastic
Exons: 3
Coding region: 224-1405 (393 amino acids)
Molecular function (GO): RNA binding
Source: RefSeq, a predicted model, not a curated record